ACGGGGUCGCAUUUUCGCGUCACUCAGACCUCCUCGCACACUAGUGGUCAAAUCGGCGACACAUAUUACCUACCCCCUCGGGGGAAUUACGUCCACGUAGUGGUCAAUAUCCCUCUCGGUGGGUAAGGCGCAGCACGUUGUUUUGGUUUGCUUUCCCACAAACCCCCCCCCCCCUUCCCACAAAGUGGGCACAGGGGACUGUGCGCGGACUUUCCAUUGACCACUGUGUGUAGGCUCACCUGUUUCCGCGACGACGCAUUCGCGCGCUCUGUGGCUUUGUGUGGGUAUAGUUUUAGAGGGCCCAGUGUUUGGGUGUGCGUGUGUGUGUGCGGAGUCGGUGGAUUUACCAGAAAACACAGAGGGGCUUCGGUGACGUUCCAGCCGUACCGCAGCCGUCAGAUCGUUUGCGAUCGCGAACGCGUGUACGGCGCGCGCUCUGUGUGUGAACGUAUCCUGCUCGCGUGUGGUUUUAAUGCGCAGACGAGGGAUUACGAACGUACGAGCGAGUGAGGGAUUGCAAGCAGAAGCUGUCCUCCAAAGACAGACAAACAAACAACAACAAGAAAGAUAAUAAAGACCCCCAAAACCACGGUCAAAAGUGACUAGUGGAACACAAAGCAGUGUGUGUGAAGUGUGAAUUAAGUUACGAUUGCUUGAUCACAAGCAACAAGAAAAUUAGCAUUAAAGAGCAUUUGUAGUUAAUAGUUUCCCAGUGAAGUAGUGAAAAUAAUAAAACCAACUAACAACAACAAAAUGGUUCAAUUUCAAAGGCUGACGCAGACCGCGAUCAUUCUGCUGGCUCUGCUGCACGCGAUCGACGCCAAAUCACAAACCUCCAAACAGUUGCGUGUUUGCAUCGUGGAGGGUGGCGGCAACUACAAGAAGGGCGCCCAGAACUGCCCGACGCUGGAGGCCGCCUCGAACGUGCGGUGCGUGUACGGGCUCGAUCGGCUAGACUGCUUGCGCAAGAUACACAAGGGCGCGGCCGACUUUGCCGCCUUCUAUCCGGAAGAUUUUCUUGCCGCGCGCUGGUCGGGCGUGGACAUACUGGUUACCAGCGAGCUGAGGUUUCACACCGAACACUUUGAGUAUGAGAUCGUGGUGGUGGUUGACAAUGAGGCCGAGAUUAAUACGGCUCGUGAGCUGCGGGGCAGCAAAUUCUGCCAUCCCGGGCAUGGGCUGAAAAACCACUGGACGGCGGUACUGGCUGAUUACUUCGAAACGAGACUAACACCGCGAGAAUGUGAGGAAGACCUCUCGCCCGUCGAAUCGAGACUCAAAUCGGUGUCCUCCUUCUUUGGACCGUCGUGCCGUGCAGGACCCUGGGUACCGGAUCCAACCGAGGAUCGUCGAUUAAAAAAGAAGUACCCUUCACUGUGCCAACUGUGCUACAACUCGUACCAGUGUGGAAUCGGCGACAAGCACUGGGGUAGACGCGGCCCGCUCUACUGUCUCACGAGCGGUGCCGGUGAGGUGGCGUGGGCCCGCCUAGAUGACGUGCGCAGUCAUUUUGGCUUUUCGGGGCUGGCGGCCGAAGCGAACCCGUCCGAGUACAGCUUUCUCUGCCCGGACGGGCAUCUGCAGCCGCUCAACACGCGCAAACCGUGCGUGUGGGUAGCGAAACCCUGGCCAGCGAUUGCUGCCAAGUCGAAAGUGGCAAUGGAGGUGCAGGACCUGGUGGCAAAGCUGUCCCACGAUGACAUCAACAGCUGGCAGAACGCGCUGCUGAUGGUGCUGGAAACGUAUCACGUUAAUAUCACGACACUGGACACGGUCAUACCGGUCGACGAUUAUCUGGACCAGGCGGUCGGGUUCCAGGACGCGUACAAUAACCCGGGCUGCAGUCCGAGCCGAUCGAUCGUGUUCUGUACGAAGUCGUUGCUCGAGAUGUACAAGUGCUCGUGGCUGCAGGAGGUGGCGAGUGUUUACGGGGUCGAGCCGGGGUUGCAGUGCAUCCGGGUGGACCGGUUGGACCAGUGCAUGGCCAAGGUACGGUCGGGCGAUGCGGAUGUGAUGAUCGUCGAUCAGGACAGUGCGUUGCGGGCGGAACGAGACUACGGGCUGCGUCCGAUACUGUACGAGUACUCGUCGAAUGCGCUGCACAAGUAUCUCAUUGUGGCGGUCGUUGCACGUGGCUCAAAUCUUCGAUCGGGUUAUGAUCUUCGCAACCGGCGUGCCUGCUUCCCGCAAUUCGAGGGAGCGGCCCACACCGCAGUACUGACCGCACUGCAAAACCAUUCGAUCGGCGACGUGCGCAACUUCUUCGCCGAAAGCUCGUGCAACUGGAAGAGUACGAGCCGCUGUUCGGCGGUGUACGACGGCGAGGACGGUGCCAUGCGCUGCCUGCAGGACGGGGUGGCCGACGUUGCCUUCGUGAGCUACGAAACGUACAAAAGCAUGAAGGGGCCGGACAAGAAGCAGCAACCCACGGACUGGACCAUCUUCUGCCCGUUCAACAAACCGGUGAAGCACAAUGCGCUCUGCUACCUCGGCUGGACGGCGGUCGGGCGCGUCAUGAUUAGCAACGGCACGAUCGAGCGGCGGCAGAAGGAGAUUUACAAUGCGCUCAAAGACAUUGACAAGCUUUUCGGGCGCCGGAACGGUCUGAAGGCGGAAGCAUUUAACCUCUACGGUCUGUUCGAUGGGCGCAGCGAUGUGCUGUUUAAGGACGGCACGGAGAGUUUGCGCAAUCGGCAGGAAAUGAUGCGCGACAAGAGCGAUGGGUUCUUCGAGCCGACCGGUGGUGCGUAUCUGAUGCAUAGCGCUAGUGCAAUGCUUGCGAACAACAGCAACGGGCUGCGGAUGGAGAUCAUUACCGAGCCGUGGUUCCCGGAGGUGAUACAGCAUCUGCGGCAAACGUUCUUUGCCGACGAGCCCCUCAACAAGGCCGUCAGUCUGUGCCGUCCCGGCGAUGGGCACACGCUGCUGGAGAAGCACAGUCUCUCGAGCCUUCGCGACGGUAUUAGUGUCAUGGCAGUGACGAACAGUGGCGAGAUAGCGGGAGUGGUCGUGAACGGGAUACUGCACGGCAACGAGGAUACGGGCCGUGCCCUCGACCGGCUGGCCGAGAUGGAUGAUGAGAAAUUCCGCAAAAUUUUCACCCUCCUGUACGAGGAAAAUCUGAAGAUCGAUCUGUUUGAGCAGUUUUCGGUGGAGAGCAUCUUUGAGAUACGCAUCCUAUCGGUGGACUCGAAGUUUCGAGGACAAGGAUUAGCGAAGGAGUUGAUGAGAAAAAGUGAAGAAGUGGCACGCACCAACGGAUUUCAGCUAAUGAAAACCGACGCCACGGGGCUGUUCUCUCAACGGGUGGCCAGCUCGCUCGGGUUCGUCACCAGGCACGAGGUCAAGUACGAGGACUAUCUCGACCAGGACGGUGUUCAUCCGGUGUUUCGGGUCGGACCGCCGCACGAUCGGUUGAAAAUUAUGUACAAAACACUGUGUUAAACACGUGUUCUUACACAUUCGAAAGCUCAUAUGCUCAAAUCGUGUGCGUCGUACACACCACACCAAAAGGGAACCAAAACAUUGGGGAAAAUAGGCUUUUACAUCUUUUCCCCCCACAAAACCAAUCAUUGUUACUCACUGAGCUGUUAUCUAUAAUGUGUUAUCUAUAUAUGGAAAUCGGUGUCAGUAUGUGUGUGCGUGUGUGUUAGUGUGUGUGCAAAAUAUUAUUUAAGAUUGAAUUGAUGGCAAGCAAUUGUUUGUGUGUACCGGUGCCAUAGGCAUUCCGAGGGACGAUAUAUUGUAAUACACUACUUAAAGGCAACGUUGUUUAAUCUAACAAGCUAGUAUACCAAAAAAAGAAAUGCAGUAACUCCAAACGAAAGAUCCACAAACAACAGAAGCAACCAUCCAAUAUGAUAGAGCGAACAUUUGUCGGUUUAUUCCCUGAAACUGGCGGCAUCAAUCGCGAAGAAAAUUCUUAUUAGCAAACAAAAUAAUAAUAUUACUUUAAUGCUUAAUGCCAAUCAGUU
Messenger RNA from Anopheles arabiensis, 3974 nucleotides. Its product is annotated as transferrin-like. NCBI's taxonomy places the organism in Eukaryota, Metazoa, Arthropoda, Insecta, Diptera, Culicidae. Gene Ontology annotation, biological process: iron ion transport. Gene Ontology annotation, cellular component: plasma membrane; early endosome; recycling endosome. The transcript is spliced from 11 exons. Gene Ontology annotation, molecular function: acyltransferase activity, transferring groups other than amino-acyl groups. The record is from RefSeq and is a predicted model, not a curated record. The coding region runs from base 754 to 3444 and encodes 896 amino acids.